Messenger RNA from Helianthus annuus (common sunflower), 1356 nucleotides. Its product is annotated as syntaxin-related protein KNOLLE. The record is from RefSeq and is a predicted model, not a curated record. The coding region runs from base 100 to 1047 and encodes 315 amino acids. Gene Ontology annotation, cellular component: endomembrane system; plasma membrane; SNARE complex. The transcript is spliced from 3 exons. Gene Ontology annotation, molecular function: SNARE binding; SNAP receptor activity. Gene Ontology annotation, biological process: exocytosis; intracellular protein transport; vesicle fusion. Lineage: Eukaryota; Viridiplantae; Streptophyta; Magnoliopsida; Asterales; Asteraceae.
ACCCUAAAUCCCCAAUUCAUCUUCAAUCAAACACCUACUUUCCAUCUUUCUCUCCAUCAAACAUCUGAUUAUUACCAAAUUUCAAUCUCAGCUUUCACCAUGAACGAUUUAAUGACAAAAUCCUUCACCAGCUACAUAGACCUCAAGAAAUCAAUCGAAAAACUCGAUCUCGAAGCCGGUCCAGACCACGACAUUCAAAUGCAAACCGUACAAGCCGAUCACAACCUCACAUCGUUCCUUCGUGAAGCAGAGCUUGUGAAAGAUGAGAUGAAUUUCAUCCGUGAAACCCUAACUCAACUCCAGUUGACUAACCAGGAGUCAAAAUCGCUCCAUAACCCUGACCAGUUGAAGUCAAACCGACGUCGUAUUAACGGCGAUAUCGUGGCGGUUUUGAAGAAGGCAAAGACGAUAAAACAGCGGUUGGAGGAGAUGGACCGGGCGAAUGCAGAGAGCCGGAGGCUGUCCGGGUGUAAGUUAGGGACCCCGGUGGAUAGGACUCGGACCGCGGUGGCAAAUGGGUUGAGGAAGAAGCUUAAGGGGCUGAUGAUGGAGUUUCAGGAGUUGAGGCAGAGGAUGAUGAGUGAGUAUAAGGAGACGGUUGGCCGGAGGUAUUUUACGGUCACCGGAGAAGAGGCGAAUGAAGAAGUGAUUGAGAAGAUUAUUAACAGUGGGACUGAUGGUCAAGGUGGUGAAGAGUUUUUGUCAAAAGCAAUUCAGGAGCAUGGGAGGGGAAGGGUGUUGGAGACGGUGGUGGAGAUACAAGACCGCCAUGACGCCGCCAAGGAGAUCGAAACAAGCCUGCUGGAGCUCCACCAGGUGUUCUUAGAUAUGGCAGUGAUGGUGGAGGCUCAGGGUGAGAAGAUGGAUGAUAUUGAGCAUCAUGUGAUGAAUGCAGGUCAAUAUGUGAAUGAUGGUACAAAAAAGCUCAAGAGUGCAAAAGGGUACCAAAAGCAAAGCAGAAAGUGUAUGUGUAUUGGGAUCAUAUUGUUGCUGAUUAUCAUCCUUGUGGUUGUCAUCCCAGUAGUCACCAGUGUUACCAAAUCUUGAUUCUUGAGAGCAGGGGCGGAACCAGAGGGGGUCAAGGGGGUCCGUUGACCCUCCGCUCAUCGGAACUUUUUGAAUUUUUAUUUAUAAAUUUUGAGUUUUUGAAGAACAAACUUAGAGAUGGACUCCCUAAUUUGAACUAGUAUAGAAUAUGAGCUUUUAUGAUGACCCCCUAACUAAAUCGUUCUGGUUCCGCCACUAAUGAGGAGCAAGGCUAGUAAUUUCUCUAUGUUUAUGGUGUUUUUGCUAUGUGAAAUAUAAUCAAUUUUUAAUUGAUUUUUUUAUAUGAAUAUAUUUGUUUUUGUUUUGUUU